CGCGUCUAAUCAUUUGACUAAUAAACUCAUCUUCUUUUCCGCGCUUUCAAAUCUCUUCUUCUUACAACCAAACCUUCCUUUCAUUUGCUUCAAACCCUAAAUUCAUAAAUAUUCCCAAAAUUCCCCUCUUCCUUCUUCACUCUCUUCUUCAACAAUGGCCUCUCAUCUCAACGGAGCUUACUACGGCCCUUCAAUUCCUCCUCCCUCCUCCAAGUCCUACCACCGCCCUGGCCGUGGCGACAGCGGCUGCGGCUGCUGCGGCUGUCUCGGAUGCCUCUGCAACUGCUGCUGCGGCUGUAUCCUCAACCUCAUCUGUCAAAUCAUCAUCACCCUCGUCAUCCUCCUCGGCAUUGUCGUCUUUCUCCUGUGGCUCAUCUUCCGUCCAAAUCUCCUCCAGUUCCACGCCACCGACGCCUCUCUCACGCAGUUCAAUUUCACCUCUCCUAACAAUAACAACCUCCAUUACAACCUCGCUCUGAAUAUCACCGUCAGAAAUCCGAAUCGGAGAAUCGGGAUCUACUACGACGUUAUUGAGGUUAAUGCGUUUUACGAAGAUCAGCGGUUCAGUACGGUGAAUUUGGGCCAGUUUUAUCAAGGGCAUAAGAACACCAGUGUACUGAGUCCGUCGUUCGUUGGACAGAAUAUUGUUCUGCUUGGUACGGAUGGAAUUUCGUCGUAUAAUUCUGAGAAGAGCUCGGGGAUUUUCAGUAUCGAUGUGAAAAUCAACUUGCGGAUUCGAUUCAAGUUCGGUUUAGUGAAAUUAGGACAUUAUAAACCGAAGAUCAGAUGUCCAUUGAAGGUUCCUUUGAGAUCUAACAGUACUUCUUCAAAUGGUGUGUUUGAAACCACUAAGUGCAGCUAUGAUUUGUAAUCGUUUUAGUCUUAGAUCUGAAUUUUCUAUCAUCUUCUUCUUUGCUUUUCUAAUUUUUUUUUCCUUUCUGGAUGUAUCUGCUGUGAUUAUUGAUUUUUCUAUUCGUAUCUGUUGUUAGUAAAAUCUGAAGGAUUCAAUUUUUUCUUUGAUUCAAGGUUGAAA
Molecule: messenger RNA, 1033 nt
Organism: Cucumis sativus (cucumber)
Lineage: Eukaryota; Viridiplantae; Streptophyta; Magnoliopsida; Cucurbitales; Cucurbitaceae
Product: NDR1/HIN1-like protein 3
Exons: 1
Coding region: 155-871 (238 amino acids)
Biological process (GO): defense response to other organism
Source: RefSeq, a predicted model, not a curated record